CUGCAGAGCUUCACUCCUGCCAGAUAGUGAGCACUCCUUGCCCACCAUAGACUGCCACAAAGUGAACUACUCUGCAUGCUGUCUCUUUUUAUAUAAAAACAAAACCAAAAAAAGGUGUGUUAUCCAGGGGGCUAGGGACUUGGCACAGGUAUCCAUAUAUCAUUAUGUAUUGAUUGAUCAAAUUUGUUCCUGAGAAGUUGGACGCAGUGUAAGAAGUUCAAAGUGGGACUAUUCAUUGCUUUCUAUGUGCUAACCACAUAAUUCUUUCAAUUGAAUUACUUCAGUGUCAGGAGAAGGUCCUUCGGGUUCCUUUCUCCACUCUUUAAGAACCAUCAAGCUGGCGAUGUCGCGAGUACCAAGUCCCCCUCCCCCGGCUGAGAUGUCCAGUGGUCCUGUGGCAGAGAGCUGGUGCUAUACACAGAUAAAAGUCGUAAAAUUUUCAUACAUGUGGACCAUCAACAACUUCAGCUUUUGUCGAGAGGAAAUGGGUGAGGUUAUUAAAAGCUCCACUUUUUCAUCAGGAGCGAACGACAAACUAAAAUGGUGUUUACGUGUAAACCCUAAAGGAUUAGAUGAAGAAAGUAAAGAUUACCUGUCUCUCUACCUGUUGCUGGUCAGCUGUCCGAAGAGUGAAGUACGAGCCAAAUUUAAAUUUUCUAUUCUGAAUGCUAAAGGAGAAGAAACAAAGGCCAUGGAGAGUCAACGUGCCUAUCGUUUUGUUCAGGGAAAGGACUGGGGUUUCAAAAAGUUUAUUCGUAGAGAUUUCUUGCUCGAUGAAGCUAAUGGAUUACUACCUGAUGACAAGCUGACACUCUUUUGUGAGGUCAGCGUAGUUCAGGACUCUGUUAACAUAUCUGGACAGAACACCAUGAAUAUGGUGAAAGUUCCAGAAUGUCGACUGGCCGAUGAACUUGGAGGAUUAUGGGAAAACUCACGUUUUACCGACUGCUGCUUGUGUGUAGCGGGACAGGAGUUUAAGGCACACAAAGCUAUUUUGGCAGCACGAUCUCCAGUCUUCAGUGCAAUGUUUGAACAUGAAAUGGAGGAAAGCAAAAAGAAUCGUGUCGAAAUAAAAGACGUAGAGCCAGAUGUUUUCAAAGAAAUGAUGUGCUUCAUAUACACCGGGAAAGCUUCUAAUCUUGACAAAAUGGCAGAUGAUCUACUGGCUGCGGCAGACAAGUACGCUCUAGAACGCCUUAAAGUGAUGUGCGAGGAAGCACUGUGUAGCAACCUGUCUGUGGAGAAUGCAGCCGAAAUUCUGAUACUGGCUGAUUUACACAGCGCAGACCAGCUCAAGACACAAGCUGUAGACUUUAUUAACUAUCAUGCAUCUGAUGUGAUGGAGACAUCUGGGUGGAAGUCUAUGGUGGUCUCUCACCCACAUCUUGUAGCAGAAGCAUACCGCUCCCUGGCUUCCGCCCAAUGCCCUUUCCUGGGACCCCCACGCAAACGUCUGAAGCAAUCCUAAACUGAUUCUAAUGGAAAUCCAUCUGUUCUACUGGCCCCACUCUCUCUCGCCUUCUCAUUGGAUUAGAGACAUUGGCUGAUGUUUGGUUGAGAGAGCGGUUGCAGAGGUUUUGAGCUUUGCCUCCCUCACAUUGUAUGUGCUGACACCUUGUUCCCAUGCCGCGUGGAUAGACUUUGCCUCCUGCCCCCCUAUCCUGACUAAAGAACAGAUGGUAUAAUGGACAUCCUUUCCUUGCAGAAUAAAAUUUUAUAUUUUAUGGGUAGUCGGUAGGUUUACCGACUGGGACUUUUCCUUUUAUUUAUAAGAGCAGGGAGAAGCUUACGAGUGGCUGGGCCCUUCUCUCCCCAAAAGACGUUAUGCAGUUUAGCUCUUUAAGGGCUAUUAUGAGUUUUCAUCAGGUGCCAUCCUGCUCAUUCUUAUGAAAUUAUAUAAUAUUUUUUUUAUUUUAUUAAUAUAAAAAAAGACAUUUAUUAUGGGUUGGCCUGGUAGAGAUUUUUCUGGUUUCCAUUUUAUCUUUCCCAUGUGCUUUUGUCAGCCCUUUACUGUGGUUAUCAUCUGCUCCCCAUAAUUCCUUGAUAUUCCUGUCAUCACUGUUCUCCUCCAGUACCAUCAUUUUAUUCUGGCUUUUUUUUUUUUU
Messenger RNA from Pelobates fuscus (common spadefoot toad), 2105 nucleotides. RefSeq names its product speckle type BTB/POZ protein (gene SPOP). Gene Ontology annotation, biological process: proteasome-mediated ubiquitin-dependent protein catabolic process; regulation of proteolysis. Gene Ontology annotation, molecular function: ubiquitin protein ligase binding. NCBI's taxonomy places the organism in Eukaryota, Metazoa, Chordata, Amphibia, Anura, Pelobatidae. Gene Ontology annotation, cellular component: cytoplasm; nucleus. The transcript is spliced from 11 exons. The record is from RefSeq and is a predicted model, not a curated record. The coding region runs from base 344 to 1468 and encodes 374 amino acids.